Molecule: messenger RNA, 3910 nt
Organism: Amphiprion ocellaris (clown anemonefish)
Lineage: Eukaryota; Metazoa; Chordata; Actinopteri; Pomacentridae
Product: interleukin-1 receptor type 2
Exons: 10
Coding region: 188-1480 (430 amino acids)
Molecular function (GO): interleukin-1 receptor activity
Source: RefSeq, a predicted model, not a curated record
UACACUGCGUUACAUUGGGAAACCUGAGAAAUUUCCAUCUCAGAGGGGUGGGAACCUUGAAAAGAGAGCAAGGGCUUCCCCUGAGCCGAUAGGAAACUGAUCACUUGCUGCUGCAGUCGAUCCUGUCGACACAUCUGCCUGUCACCACCGCUGGAACCACAACAAUCACCUCUUAUCUACUUCCAUCAUGGUGUGCUUGGCAUUGAUGCUUGUUAUGAUGAUCGUGGAAUGUGUUUGUGGAAGACCCCCAUUACCUCCUCUGCCUAUGAAAGAUGGCUGCUACAUGGUUUAUCCAGAAGUGGAGAUAUUUAGAGUGGAGGGCGAAGCUGUAAUCCUCUACUUCCCUAUGUUCAUGAGAGUUCUUGAAGUACGCAACAUCGCCCCCCCAACAGCCAAAUAUUUCAUCAGUAAGGACAACGGGACAGCAGGCAUGGAGUAUCAGGGCGAGGGACGUGUCCAGCAGCGCAACAAACAGUUGUGGUUCCUCCCAGCUCAGGCUUCAGACUCGGGGGAAUAUACCUGCACUUACAGAAAUGAAACCUACUGCAUUAGUGGGAGCAUCACGCUACAAGUGUAUGAAUCCACUUCUGUUGACAUGAAGAAACUGUCCUAUCCAGUGUCAGUCACAGUGGGAGAAGAGUGGAAAUUCACGUGUCCUUCUCUAAAUUACUUCAACAACACGGACGGACUAAUAGAGUGGCAUAAGGACUCCAGCCCCACAGCUCUUCAGCCAGGCAGAGCAGGUUCCUUCCGCUGGGACAGAGGAGAUCUAGUGAUCCCUGCUGUGAGGCAGUCCCAUGCAGGUAUCUACACCUGCCAACUCAGAGUGCUCAUCAACAACCAGCCGUACAAAGUCAGCAGAGCCAUCCAGCUAGAAGUGCAAGGCCAAGACCCUGAAAUCACCACCGUGACCACUGUGCCAAACCUCUCUGAGACAUCUGACACAAAGAUAAUCAGCAGCACCUACAGCACUGUUCACACUCCCACAAUACUGCCACCUGUGAUUGUCUCACCACUUAAUGGAACCACCUUUGAAAGUUCACAUGGUUCAGGACUGGAGUUGGUCUGCGUGGUGUCUACUGGGUGUCCAAUAGCCGAGUCGACUGUGAUCACAUGGCUGAUAAAUGGCCAAUCAGUGGAGACAUCGUACCUUGACAGAAGGGCCCUACAGGGAGGAAGAAGGGUAACUAGGAUGUCCAAAGGCUGCCAGAUUGAGAUGAGGCUAAUCAUUACAAUGAUAACAGAAGAAGAUGUGAAGACGGAGCUUAAGUGCAUCACACAGAACAUGGGAGGGAGACAGGAAGUUGUUGCCCAGCUUCAACUAGAGGACUCUACGUUCACGUGGGUAGUUGUAGCAGCGGUGGCGGUGUCCUGCUUCCUGACAGUGGUUUCUAUUUUCCUUUAUGUCCUCUUCAAACCUAAAAAGAACCAGAAAAUGGAUUAUUUUCUGGCUCGGCAGAACAGCAGCUACAGCUGUUAAUGUAAGCAUUCCCUCCGCAAACAAAGACCUCCUAUAAUGUGUUUUCUGUUGCAUUAAAUUAGUCUAUCAUGCAUUGUGAAUAUGAAUUUAUGACAAUGUGACAGUAUCGUAGAAAAGCAGAAAUUAAGCAGCACUUGAAUGUAUUUGGAUUAUUUAUACAGUUGCAGCACUUUUCAUGCAUAUGUGUUGUACUGUAGUAGCAGAAAUACCUUGCCUGACUGUGACACAGAAUUACUGAAACACCAAAGUACUCCAACUCAGAUACACAUUCGGAGGCCACUUUAUUACAUAGGCCUGUACCUCUGCUAAAAACUCCAAAAUGUUUAGCUUUGAUCAACUGAACUGAUUAAAGUAUGUGUAUGGGUUAUUAUGUGUUAGUUAAUAGUCUUACCCUUAUAUAUCUGCCAAUGGUGUGAGCAGAAUAUUAGCAAACCCCUCUCUGGGCAGUCCAAUUAAAAUUGUCUUGUAAGCAUAAACAAAUGAACAGUGUUGAUCAAAACAAUAGACAUUAUUAUUUUUUAUACUUGAUAGAGGUAAAAGUAUUUUACAGAAAACAUGCUGUAUUGGAUGCAUCAGAUAUUAAUGGGGUACGUAAUAAAAUGGCCACUGAGCGUAUAUAUAGAUACAGAUGCCAAUAUAGAUAUAGAUACAGAUAUAGAUAUGUGUGUGUAUUUUUCAAAAUGCAAUAAAUGUUCUCAGGGAAGCAUUUUGUAUUGCAGAAAAGCGUUUAAACAUAAUUUUGCAAAUCUUUAUGUUUACACAUUUAAAUGACAAACUUGGCUAUUCUAAAAAAAACUGGCUUAAGAAAAUAUUCAAAGUGUUAAUGUGUACGUUCAACUGCAUGCAAUGUUUGACAUUAAUGCUGUGAUACUGAUAAAAAUAUACAAAACUAGAAAAGCACUCAGAGAGCGCAAUACUCCACCAAGGCUGCUCAGUUGACGUAUCAUUUCCGACGGAUGAAAUCUAUUGUAGUACCUGACGUGAGAUAUGUACCACUUAUUAGAAUGGAAUGUGUUUUGCCUGUUCUUGACUGUUUGGAAUAACUCAAUGCUGUGUUUAGAUAGGGGUCCCUCUGUCUAGGAGGUUGAUCGAUAGGGCUCUUUGGGGCCUCUAUAUCUGGGAAGAUCUACCUUGGCCUUUAACAGAAACCAUAUGUUAUGACUUCAUACUUGACCAAACAUAUAAAAGUGAGCUCAGGAUGUUGUUCUGGGAGGUUCAUAUUGGCUCUGAAUUCUCCACUGGGCAGACCAUGGGGCCUGAUCAGAUGCUGUGUUCUUUGCAAUAAAGUUAUUAUUAUUAUUAUUAUUAUUAUUAUUAUUAAGCAAGUCAGUGUCAAUGAACGUUUUCUUCAACAUCUGCACACCCUCGAUGUCUGAGAAACUACACUAUAAUAAAAAAUGACCUUGCACUGAGCAUAGGCAUGUAUAUGCAUGUGCAUGUUAUGUAUGGAUACCGAAUUGCGUGUAAAUGUAUCUUUUAAAGGUCUGCUGAUCAGUUCAUCACUUCUGGCAAGCCUUUGUUUUGUUAGCGUUAAAAUAACCGUUCCCUCCAUGCUUUUAUUUUAAAGGCGUAUUUUUAAUGUUACGGGCUUUUAUUUUGUCACCAUUCCAGCGGCACAGGAAGUGUUUAUCUAAGAAGCGGUUUUUUGACAUGCUGCUGAAAAGUCCGACAAUUCACGUAAAGAUGAAAGAAAGCGGUUCCACGCUGUUGCUGUCUAGCAAAGGAUGUGUCUAAACUUAGAAGCACCUAGCUGGAAUGGAGACAAGCUCUUACUGUGAAGAAAUGAUUGAAUGACAGAAAGGUGAAUUUGUGUUCAAAAUAAGGCUGACGGCUGAAUGUAAAUAAAGGCUUUGUGAAACAUCAGGAGCUUCACCAUUGUCUGGCUGGGGUUUGCUACAUUGUGUGACCUAAAUAUGUAGCGGGUGGCAGGAAUUGAUGGGACUCAGAAACAGCCCACAGUUUAAUCAUUUGUUCCUUGUAUGAUUUCCAUCUGAUAAAUCACAGUCAAUUUGUAGUAGGAUCGCAAUCGUGAUCGUUAGCAGGUAACUGACACAGUGUUCACUUGUCAUGGUUACAGCAGCGCUGUGCCGACAGCUAUAUCUGGCAAUGGGAAAUCCUUAACAAAGCCGUGGAUCCAGACUAUAAGCUGCGUCACUGCGAAAAUUGAAUGAGGCGGUCCUUGUGUCAUUUCUGACUUCCUCUGAAAAUUUCAUCCAAAUUCGUUAGUCCAUUUUUGAGUAAUGUUGCACACGGACAGACAGACAAAGAUGGAUUCACAGACAAACGUACACCGAUCGUCACAUAACUCCGCAGCGUUCCUUGGUGGAGUAAUAAAAUAAAGUGUUAUAUUACCUCUCUAUUAAAUAAAUUUAAUGGUUUUAAUGGUCUAACUGUUCUUGUGACUAUUCUCAAGUCUAAAAAUAAAUAAGG